AUGCCUCUUCCACUUCCAGUAGAGAAAUUUCUUGGUGAUUUAGAUAAGAAACUUCAUCAACCCGGAUAUUUUAAUGAUAUUUUUGAGAACGUUGAGAAGAAAACAGGAAUUAAACGCAUACACAUUGUAGGAGGUUUCUUCGCCUUAAAUGUUCUUUAUUUGAUUUUUGGACACUAUGCAAAUUUAAUGUGUAAUUUCAUAGGAUUUGCUUAUCCAGCUUACAUCUCAGUCAAAGCAAUAGAAUCAGCUCCAAAAGAAGAUGACACUCAAUGGUUGACAUAUUGGGUUGUAUAUGCAUUCUUUAGCGUUAUUGAAACAUUCUCUGUUGCAAUUGUUUCUGUAUUUCCACUAUAUUGGUUGUUCAAAUGUGCUUUCUGUCUUUACCUUUAUUUGCCAUUUACCAAUGGAGCUCAAAUACUUUACUUUAGAUUUGUUAAACCCGUUAUACUCAAACACCAACAAUCUAUUGAUGAAGCUUUGAAAAGAGCCGCUAGAGUUGGUGAUUCUGCUCGUGAACAAUUUGAAAAGACAGUUAAAGUUAACUGA
This is a messenger RNA of Strongyloides ratti, 546 nucleotides long. RefSeq names its product TB2/DP1/HVA22-related protein family-containing protein. NCBI's taxonomy places the organism in Eukaryota, Metazoa, Nematoda, Chromadorea, Rhabditida, Strongyloididae. The coding region runs from base 1 to 546 and encodes 181 amino acids. The transcript has 2 exons. The record is from RefSeq and is a predicted model, not a curated record.